AUGGAGGUCCCUGCUCUUCUCUCAUCACUGGCAGUUUUAAUACUAAUAUCAACACCAUGGCACUCCCAGCCAGUGGAGUCCUCUCCUCAUAGCAACAUCACAGACUUGUUUGCUCUCCUUGCCUUCAAGGACCAUGUGUCUGACCCUUACGGCGUCUUGGCUAGAAGCUGGAACACUACCACCUCCUUCUGCAGCUGGACUGGAGUCUCCUGUAGCCGCCGUCGCCAGAGAGUGACUGCCCUGGUGCUCGGUGACUUCCCUCUCCGAGGUACCAUCGCUCCCCAUCUUGCCAACCUCUCUUUCAUCUCGCGUCUGAUCCUGCACAACACCAGUCUUGUGGGCCCCAUUCCGGAUCCUCUUGGACGGUUGCACCGCCUCCGAUUUCUCGACCUAAGCGUGAAUCGUCUAACAGGGGCGAUCCCUGUCACCUUGAGCAAUCUCACGAAGCUCAGCUUUCUUGUACUUUCACAAAACAACAUCACCGGGGCAAUUCCUCCAGAGCUUGCCCGCUUGACCGCUCUGCAGCAGCUGUUUCUGAAAAAAAAUGACCUGAGCGGCCCGAUCCCACUGUCCCUGGUCAACAACAUGUCAAUGCUCAACGUCCUAAACCUAGGUUAUAACGCACUCUCAGGCCCCAUUCCUGACAGCGUCGGCUACCUGCCCCAACUCAGGUCCCUCGUCCUCCAGUUUAACCAGCUAUCUGGUCCCAUCCCUCCCAGCAUCUUCAAUAUGUCUCUGCUAGAGAGCCUUUACCUUGUACGGAACAACCUAUCAGGUCCCAUACCUGAAAUCGGUAAUCAGAGCAUUGGGCUACCGCAACUUCGGCAAAUCUCCCUCUCAGACAAUCAACUCUCCGGGCCCAUUACGUCGAGUUUCGCCACAUGCACACAUCUUGAGAUUUUGUCCCUGUCGUUCAAUCAAUUGACCGGAUUGAUUCCGACGGAACUGGCAACCUUGUUAGAGCUCACAUUAUUAUUUUUGGGCGUGAAUAACCUCACUGGAACGAUCCCAGCUGCCCUGAGCAACCUCACAAGACUGAGUCAACUCGAGCUGUUCGAAAACAGCCUGCACGGGGAAAUUCCCGCAGAGAUUGGCCAACUUUCUUAUCUCCAGGAUCUGAAUUUGGCGUUGAAUCGUCUGACAGGUGCAAUCCCUGAUUCUUUAGGCAACGCCUCCUCGCUCAAUUCUGUAGAGCUGUCACACAAUGCCUUGACUGGAACAGUGCCCACUACGGUUGGGAACUUGGCGGCCCUACAGUAUUUUAAUAUAGGAGUGAACAAGUUGGGCGGAGGGCUCGAGUUCCUCGUUUCUUUGUCCAACUGCAGGAGCCUAGAGAAUCUGUAUAUUUCAGCGAAUGCGUUUGACGGAAAUCUUCCUGAAUCCAUCGGGAACCUCUCGACACAUCUUCUUAUAUUUGCUGCUGGCAACAACCAGAUCAAGGGAAAGAUACCUUCUAGUUUGGGCAAUCUAAGCAGUCUCAUGUCUUUUUACCUGUAUGAGAACCAGAUGACAGGGGUCAUUCCCCCAGCAAUCACCAGCUUGGAGAAGCUACAGUUGCUGGAUCUUGGCUAUAAUAGGAUCGGUGGCUCCAUCCCGCAACAACUUGAUGGAUUAAAGAGUUUAAGCGAGCUUCAUCUCGAUGGGAACAUGUUUUUGGGCUCGAUACCUGACUGUAUUGGGAACAUGACUCAGCUGCGAUCCCUGACACUCUCCAUCAAUUUGCUGUCGUUGACCAUACCUUCAAGCAUAUGGCACCUAAGGGAUGUUUUGGAACUUGAUCUGUCCCAUAAUUCUUUGGAUGGCUUCCUACCAAUAGAUGUGAGAAGCCUCCAUGCCAUCACUGAAUUGGAUCUCUCUGCUAACCGAUUGUAUGGUAAGCUCCCGGCAGCUUUGGGAAGCCUCAUGACACUAGUCUAUCUGGAUCUAUCACGCAAUUCUUUCCAGGGUCCAAUUCCACAGUCCCUCGGUCAGUUGAUUGUUGUUCAGUCAUUGAACCUGUCAUCCAAUUCUUUCUCUGGCGCCAUUCCCAAGUCCUUGGCCAACCUCACAUUGCUUCAGAACUUAAACCUCUCUUUUAAUAGGUUAGAAGGCCAGGUUCCAGAAGGUGGUGUCUUCUCCAAUCUCACAAUCCAAUCUUUGAUGGGAAACGCUGCAUUAUGCGGGGCAACAUUGCUAGGAAUGUCAGCUUGCUCCCAUGAUGAUGGUGGUGCCUCUCAUUCGAGAUCGACAAGGCGUCUACUGAAGUAUUCCCUCCCUGUUAUUGUAUCUACGAUGCUGUUGGCUGCUUGCUUCUACCUAUUGAUAACAAAGCUGAAGAGAAGGAAGGAAACUGCAAUUCCAGCUGAAGUAGUACAUGUGCCUGACCAUAGAUUGAUUUCCUACCAUGAACUCAGCUGUGCUACCAACAAUUUCAGUGAGGCCAACCUUUUGGGAACAGGGAGUUUUGGGUCAGUGUUCGAGGGACAACUAGAUGAUGGGUCACUUGUAGCUAUAAAAGUUCUAAACUUGCAAACCGAAGGAGCCUCUGAAAGUUUUCACACAGAAUGCCGAGCAUUGCGCAUGGCUCGGCCCCGGAACCUUGUCAAGAUACUCAGCGCUACUUCUAACUUAGACUUCAAGGCUUUGGUUCUCCAGUACAUGCCAAAUGGCAGCCUCGAGAGAUGGCUGUAUUCCUACAAUUACUGCUUGAGCCUCAUCCAGAGAAUAAACAUUAUGCUGGAUGUGGCGAUGGCACUGGAGUACCUCCACCACCACUACUUGGAAGUUGUGCUGCACUGCGACCUAAAGCCAAGCAAUGUAUUGCUGGAUGAAGACAUGGUGGCUCAUGUCUCUGACUUUGGCAUCGCCAAGCUGCUUCAUGGCAUCAGCAGGUCCAUAGCAUCUGCGACUGCACCUGGGACAAUUGGCUAUAUGGCUCCAGAGUAUGGAUUAGAUGGAAGAGUGUCAAGAAGGAGCGAUGUUUAUAGCUAUGGUAUACUAUUGCUGGAAACCUUUACAAGAAAGAAGCCCACUGAUGCGAUGUUUGCUGGGGAGUUGAGCUUAAGACAAUGGGUGAAUCAGGCUUUUCCUUCCGCAGUGUUGAAUGUUGUGGAUGGCAACCUUCUGAGAGAUGAAGCAGGUAGUGGCGCUAGCAAUACCUUUUCCAGUGAAAUACUAAUGGAAGACUUAAGCAGAAAGCAUAUAUGUUUUUCAUCCGUUCUGGAGUUGGGCUUACUAUGCUCCAAAGAAUUGCCCAAAGAAAGAAUAUUGAUGGAAGACGUUGUUGUGAGAUUAAAGAACAUCAAGGAGAAGUACUUGUCAAAUUCAUCUGGUGAUUGA
This is a messenger RNA of Elaeis guineensis (African oil palm), 3318 nucleotides long. The record is from RefSeq and is a predicted model, not a curated record. Lineage: Eukaryota; Viridiplantae; Streptophyta; Magnoliopsida; Arecales; Arecaceae.